This is a messenger RNA of Micromonas pusilla CCMP1545, 867 nucleotides long. RefSeq lists its product as uncharacterized. Bases 1 to 867 code for a protein of 288 amino acids. Gene Ontology annotation, biological process: DNA repair. The record is from RefSeq and is a predicted model, not a curated record. Lineage: Eukaryota; Viridiplantae; Chlorophyta; Mamiellophyceae; Mamiellales; Mamiellaceae. Gene Ontology annotation, molecular function: double-stranded DNA binding; polynucleotide 3'-phosphatase activity; ATP-dependent polydeoxyribonucleotide 5'-hydroxyl-kinase activity. The transcript has a single exon.
AUGGAGAACUUCUUCAAGCGCAAGGAUCCGCCGCCGGGGGCGCCCGCCGGCGGCCCCAACCCGAAGACCGCGUGCACGUCGUCGACGUCGCCGUCGUCCUCGUCCGCGCCGCGAUGGUCCACGCACCACGACGCGCUCCUCGCGAGGACGGAAGCGGCGUGCGCGCCGUGCGCGAAGAUCGCCGCGUUCGACCUCGACGACACGCUUCAAAAAACGAGAAGCGGACAGAAGGGAUACAUGGUCACGGACGUGAACGACUUCGUCGACUGGUCCGCGGACGUCGCGCCGACGCUCAGACGACUGCACGCGACGGGGUAUAAGAUCGUGAUCUUCUCGAACCAAGGCGGCGUCAAGGGCGCGAUGACCGGGAAGAGGGCGGACGUCGUCCGGCGACGGAUCGACGCGUUCGCGCGCGCGGCCGGCGUCCCGCUGCAGGCGUUUUGCGCGACCCAGAAAGGGGUCGACAAAGACCCGCGAAGCUACCGGAAGCCCGGCGCCGGGAUGUGGAAGCUCGCGACGAGCGCGGCGUUCAACGGCGGCGUGGAGGUGAACGUCGCGGAGUGCUUCUUCGUGGGGGACGCCGCGGGGCGGGCGGGCGAUUUCUCCGCGUCGGACAAAGAGUUCGCGGCGGGCGCCGGCGUGCGGUUCAUGACCCCGGAGGAAGCGUUCAACGCGCCGGGGUGUGCGCCCGCGGGUCCAGGCGACGGCGGCGGACGCGAGGACGGCGAAGGCGCCGCCGAGGAUGCGAACACGAAGAUGGAGUCGGCGGUGUGCGCGAAGGAGGGUGGCGAGGGCGUCAUCGUCAUCGACGACGACGACGACGAGGUCGAUAAAAAAAUGGCGUCUCUCCGCGACGACACGCCGUGA